Pygocentrus nattereri (red-bellied piranha) is the source of this 1283-nucleotide messenger RNA. RefSeq lists its product as uncharacterized. The record is from RefSeq and is a predicted model, not a curated record. Lineage: Eukaryota; Metazoa; Chordata; Actinopteri; Characiformes; Serrasalmidae. The coding region runs from base 57 to 947 and encodes 296 amino acids. The transcript has 8 exons.
ACUCUACAUGCUUCAGCGUUCAGCACUAUUGGAGUUCACUGAACACUCAAAGGACAAUGAUUGGUUUAAGGAAGCUCUUUAUCAAAAGCUGGUCAUCAGAUGUUCGGUUAGAUGGGAAAACUGCUAUUGUGACUGGAGCAAACUCAGGAAUUGGCAAAGAGACGGCCAAGGACCUCGCUAAGAGGGGAGCGCGAGUGAUCCUGGCCUGCAGAGACAUGGCCAAGGCUGAGCAGGCAGCCAGUGAAAUCAUUCGAGAUGUGGGAGUGGCCUCUGUGGUUCCACACAAACUGGACCUGUCAGAUACCAGAUCAAUCUGUGAAUUUGCGGAGCGCCUUUACAACACUGAAAAAUCUCUGCAUUUCCUGAUCAACAACGCUGGUGUGGCAAUGUGUCCAUAUGCUACAACAGAAGACGGCUUUGAGAUGCAGUUUGGAGUCAAUCAUUUAGGCCACUUCUUCCUCACCUUCCUCCUGAUGGACCUCCUGAAACACUCGGCUCCAUCCAGGGUUAUCAAUGUGUCCUCUUUGGCUCACUCCAUGGGCAAGAUCCACUUCGAAGACCUCAACAGUGAGAAGACAUACCAUCCAGUGAGGGCCUAUGUGCAGAGCAAGCUGGCUAAUGUUCUCUUCAGCAGAGAGCUGGCCAAAAGAGUAGAGGAUUUAGGAGUGACCGUUUGUGCAGUUGACCCGGGGAUGGUGAACACUCCGCUGGUCCGACAUAUGAAGAAGUCCCUCCAGUUCUUUGUGAAGACGUUUGACUUUUUGAUCCGAACUCCCGCAGAGGGAGCAUACACCAGCCUCUACUGUGCCCUGACCCCAGACCUGCUCACUGGGGGCUACUACAGUAACUGUGCGCUGGCACCAUGCUCUAGGGCUGCCAAUGAUGAUGCCGCUGCUGCCAAGCUCUGGGCUGCCAGCUGCUAUCUGCUGGGCAUCCGUUGGAGAUGAAUGAUGUUGUCCAUGCUUGGAGAUAUUGCAUGUUAAACAGUCUCUGUACAAGCUCACUUGAAUCUUCUAUGCAUUUCAAAUAUGAACUUGUAGUCCACGUAACUGUGAACAUGUCAAAGAUGCACUAUUCCUAUAGCUUACUCCACUACUCACUGUCAUAGGAAAGGAAGUUAAGGUGCUAUGCAAUGGAAUGGAAUGAGUUAGAAAUGAUAUAUUCAUGUUGUUUUAUUUUACUGACUGUAAAUCAAUGAUCAUGGCACUGUCUGUAUGUUUGGGGUUUAUUGGCACCACACGCUGAAAUGGCUAAAUAAAUAAACAAAUAUGCUCAAAUGUGAA